AUGGCACCCUCAAAAGAAGUUGUUGCUACUGGCUCUACUGCCGUCGCGCCUGCGAUUGACCCUGAUCAGACCCUUAAAGCUUCAAAGGCCCUUCUGGCACACAUCAAGAAGGCUUCCAAGCAAAAGACUGAAGAGUCUGGCAAGCGCAACCUCCUCGACGACGAUGAAGACUCGAACAUCCCCGUCUGGCUCAACUUGACCACCAAGCGCCACAUCGUCGACAAGGCCCGUCUGCAGCCCGGCAAGAUCUCUCUCCCUCACUCGCUCAACGCCGAAGAGACCACCAUCUGCCUCAUCACCGCCGAGCCUCAGCGCGCAUACAAGAACAUUGUCGCCUCAGAGGAGUUCCCUGCUGAACUCAGCAAGCGCAUCACUCGCGUCAUCGACUAUGGCAAGCUCAAGGCCAAGUACGGCCAGUACGAGGCCCAGAGGAAGCUUUUCGCUGAGGCAGACAUCUUCCUUGGCGACGACCGUAUCAUCAACCGGUUACCCAAGAUCCUAGGCAAGACUUUCUACAAGACAACACAGAAGCGACCUGUUCCUGUCAACCUGCAGGCCAGGGCCCCCAAGGUUGACGGAAAGCGACAGAAGCGUGUCAAGACUGAGGGUACUGUCAACGCUGGCACACCGGCUCAGAUCGCCAAGGAGGUUCAGAAGGCCGUUGACUCUGCCUUCGUCAGCCUGACUCCUUCUACAAACACAUCCAUCCGAAUUGGAUACUCCGGCUGGACUGCCGAGCAAAUCGCUGACAACGUUGAUGCCGUCGUUACUGGGAUGAUCGAGAAGUGGGUUCCUCAGAAGUGGCGUAACAUGAAGAGCGUCUACAUCAAGGGUCCCGAGACCACCGCUCUUCCCAUCUGGCUGACUGAUGAACUCUGGGUUGAUGAGAAGGAUGUUAUUGCCGAGGACGAGGCCGCCAAGGAGAAGGCCAACAUCGGCAAGAAGCGCAAGUCGCUCGAUAACACUGAGGAGACCGAGGCCCCCGCGCCCACCAAGAAGGCCAAGAAGCAGAAGCAGGCUCCUGACGGUGACGAUGAUAAGCUCGACAAGCAGAUCUCAGACCGCAAGACCCGCUUGAGGAAGCAGAAGGCGUCGGCCAAGCAGGCUAUUGACAACUAA
Molecule: messenger RNA, 1119 nt
Organism: Fusarium sp. VM40
Lineage: Eukaryota; Fungi; Ascomycota; Sordariomycetes; Hypocreales; Nectriaceae
Source: the annotation of a GenBank genome assembly